Messenger RNA from Pieris brassicae (large cabbage white), 1374 nucleotides. It is a transcript of the gene MBD-like, whose product is annotated as methyl-CpG-binding domain protein 2. Lineage: Eukaryota; Metazoa; Arthropoda; Insecta; Lepidoptera; Pieridae. The record is from RefSeq and is a predicted model, not a curated record. The coding region runs from base 199 to 948 and encodes 249 amino acids. Gene Ontology annotation, molecular function: DNA binding. The transcript has 6 exons.
UCCAAGACACUAUAUAAAUACUGUAUAUUAUAAUUAAUAUGUAGUAUUUUGAUUAUUGGCACCUUCAACGCUGGCAUCUUUUCUCUCUGUAUUGGGAUACUUAUUCGUUGAACGAGGAAAGCACAAGCUUAGUGGUCACCGGUAUUAUUUUCUUACAUCUUAAUUCUUUGUUCUAAGACACACAGACGAAAUUUCAAAAUGAAUAUAUCUAUCGAAAAAAAAAGAAUGGAUUGCUCUGCUUUGCCAAAAGGAUGGCAAAGAGAAGAAGUCAUAAGAAAAAGCGGAUUAUCCGCCGGAAAGGUUGACGUUUAUUAUUACAGCCCAACAGGUAAAAAGUUUCGCAGUAAAGCAGAGCUAGUUCGUUAUCUGGGUGAUAGUAUGGACCUAUCAUGUUUCGACUUUCAGCAGGGUCAAAUUAACACCAUGCUGCUGUGCAAGGCCAAGAAAGCUCGUGCGCAAUUCGAUUACAGGGGUGUACGAUCUGAUGCCUCGUUAGUUCCUCCUAUACGACAAACAGCUUCAAUUUUCAAGCAACCAGUUACUGUCUACAAAACUCAAGAAAGUAAAGUUAAAACAGAUUUAAAGCAUGGUAACCAAGAGAAACCUAAGCAACUAUUUUGGGAAAAAAGACUUGAGGGUUUGACUGCUUGUGAUGCAAAUGGCGUUAUUGGAACCACUUCAUUACCAAGAUACAUAAAACCUUUGGGACCCUACACAUCAGAUGCAACAACAAUCCAAUCUCUUGCUACAGCAUUACAUGUUUCGUCUCAACCUAUAACAGGGCAGACUGGAUCAAAACAAACAAUUCUCGAAAACCCAGGCGUUUUUUUAAAUCCUGAGCAACCAUUGAUUGCAGCUGUGACAAUAACAAAAGAGGAUGUAAAAAGGCAAGAAGAAAGGGUAAAGCGGGCUCGCUUGAGGCUUAAAGAGGCUUUAGUCACUGCAUAGGGUCCAGCCGGUGACGGGGAAACCCCCGUUACCGACUUAGCUGACCCUUUAGACAUGGUCCUUCCAGAUUCAACGGAAGAAUCUCCUAAAGCAAGACUUUCUGAAUGUGUGCCAGAUAGCACAGAAUCUAAUAUAUAGCCCUAACUCCUCUCCUCGUGUUUAAUUAAUUAAUCAUAGGACAAGUCUAGGUACUUUUACAUUCUUUACAGUUUUUUAAGCCUAUGUGUAGUCUUCAAUAUAUGUGUGGAGGAAAGUAAUUACAUAUUUAUUGACUUAAUUUCAAAUUAACUAAAUUCAAAUUUUCAUGAAGUUUUUAACAGUGAUAACUAUGUAAUUUACUUCAACUAUAAGAAAUUUUUUAAAUAUAUAUUUAGGUAUAUACCACUUUGUAAUAUUGUAUGUAAUUAAAACACUUUUGUAAUUUGA